This is a messenger RNA of Didymodactylos carnosus, 570 nucleotides long. The record is from the annotation of a GenBank genome assembly. Lineage: Eukaryota; Metazoa; Rotifera; Eurotatoria; Philodinida; Philodinidae.
GUUUUGUUCUUAAGAGAUUGUUUAUUAGCUUAAAGCAACUGUAGUAUUAAAUUACAGGUGCGUAUUUGUUCUAGAACGGAUAAAUUUGAAAUUUAUUCUAAAUCAGUUGGACAAAUAAAAAAGAUCCAAUUAGAACGUGACAAUUAUGGUGAACAUUUAGACUGGUAUUUAGAACAAAUUAUAAUUGAUGAUAUGGAAAAAAAAUCAAACCAUAUUUUUCCGUGUCACGACUGGUUCUCGCAGGACUCGAUUAAAGUUUUCACUGUCGAUCAACAUUUAGUUCCUAUUUCCGAGAGUAGAAGCAGCUCGAAAAUGGAAAAUGCUCUUGCUGAUUUUCAAAAUGUGGCUGAAAUUUAUAAUACAGAAUAUUCAGUAUCGAUAUUAAAUAAAAAUGAAUGGAAUGUUGAGAAUGCAUUGCAAGCUUAUUCUGAUGAACAGACACCACAACAAAUCACAACGACACCAAAACCUGAACGUAUGUCACUAAUUUGUUUUCUCGUUGAAUAUACAAUACCUAAUAGUGAUUUGUUGCUGCGAUAUGACGUUUAUAAAUUUUGGUUGGAAAUAUAG